CCCCUUCGCUCUGGCUCGGCGCUCGGCCGUGGCGCCUGGGCAAGAUGGCGGCGCCCACUGCGGCGAGCCCGUGAGCGGAGGGCCAUGCUGGCGCUGCGGACGGUGCUGGGCCGCUGCCUGGCGGGGCCGGCCCGCGGCGGGGCCGCUUGCAGUCCCCUUAUUCAGACAGCCAGAUGGUAUGCUAGACCUGUGAAAAAAAGAAUGAAAGACUUCCCCAGCCAUUUGGAUGACCUUCCUCCCACAAUGCUGAAGAAAGGUUAUACCGAUGUCCCAGUAGUAAAUAGUGUGGAUGAUGUAGUGAAAAGGCUGUUGUCACUGGAAAUGGCAAGCCAGAAGGAAAAGAUGAAAAUAAAGACACAGCAGCUGGUGGAGAAGGUCAGGAGGUCUCCCAGCGACAAUGGCUCUUUUGAGGUGCAAGUUGCUGUGUUGACUGCCAAGAUACGCAGUUACGAGGAGCAUCUUCAGAAGCAUCCCAAGGAUAAAAGUAACCGCCGCCGCAUGCUGAUGGAUAUAGAUCGCCGGAAGAAACUCCUGGGCUAUCUUCGGCGUGUCCGCUAUGAUGCCUUUGAGAACACCUGCAAGCAGCUGAACAUCCAGUACAGCCUGCCCGCUGCCUACUCCCGGCGGAUCACCAAGCGCUGGCUGGUGAAGAAGGCUUUCUGUCGCAGGGUUUUUGAGGAGGUGCAGAAGCUGAAAGCACCGGAGAGGCUGAAGCAGAGGCAGGAGUGGCGAGCAAGAGCCAGAGCCAGAGCUGCGCGGGAGAAGGAGGCACGGGAGAAGGAGGCACAGGAGCAGGCACAGGCACAGGCCGAGGGCACGCCGGUGUAGCAGCACAUUGAACCUGGUGCAGUCUCUAACAAUAAAUAACUACUGAAAGA
This is a messenger RNA of Pezoporus occidentalis (night parrot), 878 nucleotides long. It is a transcript of the gene MRPS15, whose product is annotated as mitochondrial ribosomal protein S15. The record is from RefSeq and is a predicted model, not a curated record. The transcript is spliced from 8 exons. Lineage: Eukaryota; Metazoa; Chordata; Aves; Psittaciformes; Psittacidae. The coding region runs from base 85 to 828 and encodes 247 amino acids. Gene Ontology annotation, cellular component: mitochondrial small ribosomal subunit; ribosome. Gene Ontology annotation, molecular function: RNA binding; structural constituent of ribosome. Gene Ontology annotation, biological process: mitochondrial translation.